Messenger RNA from Ailuropoda melanoleuca (giant panda), 3396 nucleotides. It is a transcript of the gene NATD1, whose product is annotated as N-acetyltransferase domain containing 1. The coding region runs from base 1 to 450 and encodes 149 amino acids. The record is from RefSeq and is a predicted model, not a curated record. The transcript is spliced from 4 exons. Lineage: Eukaryota; Metazoa; Chordata; Mammalia; Carnivora; Ursidae.
AUGCCCACCAAGAGCGCGCCGCGGGGUGGCCUCCGGCGGCCGCUGCUCCGGUGCCGCUCCGCCCAGCGCUCCGGGAGCGGGCCGGGGCUGCGCUCGCGGGCUAGGUGGGGGCGCGGCAGACUCGCGGGGCUGGGAGGAGCGGGCUGCCCGGGAGAGGCGUGUCCAGGCGGAGGACCGCGGGCAGGCGGGCAGGGGACCGCCGGGGAAGGCAGAGGAUGUCACGACCGGGCCGUCCUGCUCUACGAGUAUGUGGGCAAGCGGAUUGUGGACCUGCAGCACACCGAGGUCCCCGACGCCUACCGCGGGCGCGGCAUCGCCAAGCACCUGGCUAAGGCUGCCCUGGACUUUGUAGUGGAGGAGGACCUGAAGGCCCAUCUCACGUGCUGGUACAUCCAGAAGUAUGUCAAGGAGAACCCGCUGCCACAGUACCUAGAGCGCCUCCAGCCAUAACCCCGGCCCGCGGGCAGGAGCCCCCCGCGCCAGCCCUCUCCUCGCGGCCUUCGCCUGGCCCUCCGCCUGCUCUCAGGAAACCUGCUCCCCCCGGGGGCGGACUCAGAGUUAUUUUUGUAAGGACGCUCAUCGGGGGCCCCGGAGGCUGCCGGCCGACGAUGGGCAGUGGUCCAGCUACUGUGGUGAAGGGGAGGCCGGGCAGCCGAGGUCGCGGCGUUUCCUGCUCCGCAAACACCGGCUGGCUCCUCGGAAGGCCACUCCCGCCUUUUGUGGGGGGGCCUGCGGGGGCCGGCGGCCCGGACUGCAAGGUGGCCCGUCUGGGUCCCACCUGCUGGUCCCUCCUCUGCGAUCGGCAGGAGGGCUGAUGCGGGGCCCCCUGUGCCACCACCUAGGGCUGUGUCCUUCAUGCCGACAGGAGGGCAUUCCCCGAGUGGAGAGCAGCAAUAAGAAACCUCACGUCCACUUCCUGGGGCCAUGGCACUGUGCCACGGCUGCCGCCGCCGGCCUGCUCUCCCUCCAGCUUCUGCGCCCGGUGCUGGGGUCAGGCCGAGGCGAGGGGCAGCCCUCCUCGUGGGCAGAGCCUGGAAUGUGUGGACGGGGCGCCCACCGCGGCUCGACUGUGCACACGUGAGCACACGCGCACACACACACGCAUAUGCACACACACAGGACACUACGUGCAGGGCUGUGCGUCAGCGGAGUGGCUGAUGGAGGGAGCGCUGGGUGUUCUCUCCUUGGUACCUGUUCCCUUAAUCCCUCAUCUGUCAGCUCUGUGGGAAAUCGAAGUCCCCGUCCCCUGUGGCCACCCUCCCUGUUUGCCCCGUCUGCCUGGAGCCAGGCUCAGGUGCAGCCCGGGCACCAAGCCCUGGGAACCCCCCUUCCGCCAGCCUCCUGGCCCCCCUAUGGGUGGGCUUUGUCACAGAGGACCCGUUGGAGCUCUGGUGGGAGGUGGCACACUGUCCUCACAAAAUCAUCCUCAGCCCCAUGGGGAAGAAACAUCUCUGGGGAGGGAUUUCCUUUGUGGCCAUCGGAAGUCAGAGCACCUUUCCCUUUCAUGGCAGGCUUCUGGCUGGGCCUGUUCUCAGCACCCUUCCUUCCACAGGCUUUAUGAGCUGUUGAGGGCUCAGGGUCCUGUCCUCCUGUCCCCUCCUUCCUGCAGGGGUCAAAUCCAUGCCUGCCUCUGUGUGGGGCUGGAGGGUGACCGUGGAGUCAGAGUCCCUUUGGGGCUGAGACAUCGGCUAACAGCACAUCCCCUGGGGUACCGUGUUGCUCCAGGCUUCUGGCUGGGGGCGGGCUUGGGGAGGUGUGUGUGCUGGGGGGACUGCUUGCCACGGUGACCCCUCCCUUUCUCUUGACUUGUGGUAGCAGGCCUUGGCCUGUGGUUGCCUUCCCACUUACCUCUUUGCUCCCGGUCUCGGCACCGAGCUCACCACAACCAGCGCAGCAGCUCAGGGGCCCCCGCAGAUGUUGGCACAGACCCCUUCCCCCACAGCGGCAGGAAUGUCUAGAUCAGGGUGUGCAUGGAGGCCCGGCAGCCUGCCCACGGGGGUCCCUGAGCCCCAGAGAGGCACUGUCCUUGGCAUCCCCCACCCCCUCCCAUGUGCUCUCUCCGAGCCCCACUCCGGCCUCUAAGGAUCCCCCCCCACCGCGAGGGCUGAGGGCACCCCUCGCCUUCCCACCGUGCUCCUCGGUUCUGUUUGCAAAGGGCUAUCAUAAGGAGCCUGAGAAGCCCCCAGGCCUCUCCUGUGCUGGGAGUCCGCGGUGGGAGGAACUCUGGCAGGAAGUAGGUUCAGCUGAGUCCUCUCCAAGGCUGGGGGUGUCCCAUCCCUGGCGCAGCUCAAGGAAAGAGUGGGUCGUAGGCCCAAGAGUAGAUGGAUGGGCCAGUCUGGGGUCCCGGCCUUCUCCCUCCGACUCCUGGGGCAGGGGGGUUAUGGGUCCCCUUCCGCUCCCUUCCCCCAUCCACACAUGCCUCCCCAAGGUCAAACACAGCCUCGGUCAUGAAAACUGCCCAGUAGCUGAGAAAACUGGUGCUGUUUCCCCCGUGGCCUACAGGGUGACGUGAACCUGCUCCAGGAGACCACUUGGCGCCAGGGCCCUCCCAGUUCAGCCAUGGCAGGGAGCCCUACGGCAAUAGCACACGGGACCCCGGGGGAGGCCCCCGGGGCAAGCAGGGCCAAUGGGAGCCGAGAGCAACAUGGCAUUGAGAGAGCAGCCCUGUCCCGGUCCUCCAUGUGUCCCAGCCGGAACCUGUGUUCCUAACCGCAGGGGACAUGCCACACCUGGCCAGCAAACACACAAAACACUUAGUACUUGAACCAGGAGACAUGCAGGGUCUCAGGGGACUUGUAUCAGCCCUGGGCCCGGGAACAGCUUGUCCCCAGUUCCCUCAGGAGCGACCUGGAGCCUCCUGGCCUCCGGCUGCCUUAAUGUGCCGUGCACUGCCCCCUGCAGCGGCCAGCCUGCCCUCAGUCUUCAGCAGAGCCUCAAGGCAGCAACCCUGGUCUGCAGCAGACGCAGCCCCGGAGCGCCCAGCCCACCUCCCCGGCCUGCCCCCCUCCCCCGCCCCCAGGUGCUGCUCCGGGGCGCUCCAGCCUCGCCUGCAUCCAUCCUGGGCCCUCCAGGAGCCCUUCCUCAGCAAGCAGGUCAUGUGGGCCUGUUCCGCCCGCAGGGGCAGGGGGAUGCUCGGGGAUCCCACCGUGGCGCCCCCCCCUUCUAGCAGGUUGCCCCAAAGGCCCUGUGCUCUCCUGCCAUGUCUCGCUUGGGGGGCAGGGGGGGGUUCCUUCUCUUGCCGGUGAAAAUAGGUGGUAACUCAUGUGCCUUUCCUACUCAGGACGUGUUCCAGGUGGUGUCUGGGCCAAGGUCGGUCUCCAGACCCGCUCCCUUCGUUACUUUUCAAACUCCUGAACAGAUUGCAUGGCGUACAUUACAAUAAAAGGUGUGACCUAG